AUGUCGACGGCGCCUUCGCAAAACUACGACUAUCUGCGUCGCAAGCAGAGCACAAAGGCCGCCUACACGUCGUCCAUCACACCCGUCCGCAAGCCAGUGCGAACCCCCAGCGAACGGAACAGCAAUGGCACCGUGAGCUCCUACAGCACCACCAACACACGCGACACAAACAUCACCGAGCCGCCGACGUACUCGAAAAAGCUGGUCGUGGUCGGUGAUGGUGGAUGCGGCAAGACUUGUCUGCUGAUCAGCUACAGCUCUGGCAACUUCCCAGAGAAAUAUGUGCCCACCGUCUUCGAGAACUACAUCACCCACACACCGCACCCUCCCACAGGCAAGAUGGUCGAGCUUGCCCUCUGGGACACAGCCGGACAGGAAGAGUACGAUCGCUUACGGCCGCUCUCCUACCCCGAGACCGACAUCAUCUUUGUGUGCUUCGCCAUCGACUGCCCCAACUCGCUAGAAAACGUCAUGGACAAGUGGUACCCCGAGGUCCUCCACUUCUGCCCCACGACCCCUCUGAUGCUCCUCGGUCUCAAGUCGGACCUGCGCAACAAGAAGAACUGCAUCGAGCUACUCAAGACACAAGGCCUCACACCAGUGACGCCCGACCAAGGCCGCGCAGUUGCCAAGAAGAUGGGUGCCAUCUACAUGGAGUGCAGUAGUAAAGAGCAGGAUGGCGUAGAGGAAAUCUUCGACCUCGCAGUCACAAUGGCCGUUGGCGACGAGUAUAAGACACCAGAGCAACGGGGCCAACCUGCACAAAGAGGGCACCAGGAAGCCCUCGCCACAGCCGGCAAGAAGAAGAAGCGCAGCGGCUGCAAGGUUCUGUAG
This is a messenger RNA of Parastagonospora nodorum SN15, 834 nucleotides long. RefSeq lists its product as hypothetical. The transcript is spliced from 3 exons. Gene Ontology annotation, biological process: small GTPase-mediated signal transduction. The record is from RefSeq and is a predicted model, not a curated record. The coding region runs from base 1 to 834 and encodes 277 amino acids. Gene Ontology annotation, molecular function: GTPase activity; GTP binding. NCBI's taxonomy places the organism in Eukaryota, Fungi, Ascomycota, Dothideomycetes, Pleosporales, Phaeosphaeriaceae.